AUGGCUGCACAGAGACCCGACCCGGCUGAUCCAGGAACUACCUACAUGGACGUCCUCGCAAUCGCUUCCGAGAUACGCCGGCUGCACUUGCACAGUAACGAAGGCGAGGUCAAUGGAGUCUGGAACUCCGUCUUAAACUGGGUUUUUGACCCAGUUAAUGGGUUCAUCACCAAGCCCCAGGCAAUGCACACUGGUACCGGAGGGGCCAGGGACUUUUCCGACUUUCAUACCCUCGCAGUGGCAGGAAGAACACGCCAUUCCUUCCUCAUCACGCAGUGCAAGUCUCCAGAUGGCGAAGGCAAGAAAUCGGUUUGGGCAGACGGGGAAGCCCAGCUCCUGAGAUACCUCAGGAUGGAACAUUCAAACCGCCGCGGCCCUCAGCGCCCCGCCUAUGGAAUCCUCGCCAUUGGAAGAAGGGUGCGAUUCUUCCAGUAUUAUCGAGCCAUAGACGAUAUCAGGGGUUGGCGCCCGAGCCGCCCAAUUCCCGACCGCAGAGGUGAUAGAGAUUUCUAUCAUCUUGAGCGAGAGGCUACUCAGGUUCAGAUGGCCCUAAGAGACAUACUUAACCACCACUGA
Aspergillus fischeri NRRL 181 is the source of this 576-nucleotide messenger RNA. RefSeq lists its product as uncharacterized. Lineage: Eukaryota; Fungi; Ascomycota; Eurotiomycetes; Eurotiales; Aspergillaceae. The transcript is spliced from 2 exons. The coding region runs from base 1 to 576 and encodes 191 amino acids. The record is from RefSeq and is a predicted model, not a curated record.